AUUUGUGAUAGCAGAAGCUAACAAUGUAUUUGAAGUUUGCACCUUUGAAGACCAACAAGACAGGGAUCUCUGGGACCUUGUUCAUAACCAACUUUAAGGUUUCUUUUGUUACUUCUCUGCCAGUUGACAGUAAGGAGUCUGAGUUGCAUGACAGGAGCCUUCAGAACCAUUUCCUUGGAGUACAUGAUGUUUGUCUCUCAGAAGUUGACUCUGUCAAUCAGUUUUUUGAAGGAUCCACAAAAAAGAAGCGCCUUUAUCACAAUGCUCCCCUGCCUUCAAGACUCUCAGGGUUACAACUAGUGCUUAAGAACCUGCGUAUUAUAAACUUCAGCUUCAAGUUCACCCCAGCGGGCGAAGACCUAAGAGUGGCACAAGCUUUGCUGCACCAUGCCUUCCCACCCACCAUAGACCACCUUUUCCUCUCCUGUGGCCAUCCACCACCUCCACCUGGCAUCCCAGACUUUUGCAUGGCUCAGGACUGGGAGAGAGAAAUACAGAGAACCAGAUGUCCUAACUGGAGAGUGUCUAAACACAAUGAGUUUUUCAACCUCUGCUCCUCACUGCCAGCCGUGGUGGUGGUUCCUCGUGACCUGCUGGAUGCUCAGUUAGAACAGGCAGCACAACAUUUCCAAGGCACACGUCCUCCUGUAUGGUGCUGGGGGUCACUAGCUGGGGCAGCAUUAGUCCGCAUGGCACAGAUCUCCCCCAGUAUUACAGACAAGAUGUCGGUGACAAAAUCUAUGGGAACUUUGAAGAGAAGAAAGCUGGAGGAGGUUUCCCAGCAACAGGAGAACCGCAUGAUGGGGCUGGUACACCGAUGUCACCCAAAGAAACUGCAGCCAUUUAUUAUGGACCUUGACCAAAUAUUACCUUCCUUAAAAGACAUUCAGAUCUCAUAUAUGAAACUAAGAGAGCUACACACACCUGAUGAUCCCACACAAUUUUGGGAGCAAGACCGUCACUAUUACAGCCGUUGGGAGUCUUCUAGAUGGUUAUCCCAUGUCAGCAAAUGUCUUGAAGGGGCCAAGAAGGCUGCCAAUGCCAUGCUUCAUCACAAUAGCUCAGUCAUUCUCCAGGAGAGUGAAGGUCGUGACCUGAGUGCUGUCAUAUCUAGCCUGGUGCAGUUAAUACUGGAUCCUCAAGUGCGCACCAUACGAGGGUUUCACUGUCUUAUUCAGAAAGAAUGGGUCGCCUUAGGUCAUCCUUUUUCUACCCGUCUUGGACACACCAGGAAUCAAGUUGAAGAACAGAGCCCGGUGUGGUUGCUGUUCCUAGACUGUGUGUAUCAAGUGAGCGUGCAGCACUAUGCAGCUCUGGAGUUUACAUCUGAGUAUCUGGUGGCUCUCUGGCAUUCGGCUCACUGCUCCCUCCAUUCCAGCUUCAUGUUCAACUCUAUCAAUGCCAAAUAUACUGCCGCUAAUGUAUUACAACGAGAGAACCCACACCAACCCAUAUACCUGAGACCGGUGUGGUCCUGGUGGGGGGAGAACCGGAGUCUCCUGAGGAAUCAACAGAAUGGAGCGACUGAAGAUUAUUCAGAAAAGAGAUCUUCUUCUCGAGAAGCGUUCCUCAAUGUGCAUUACAUUCAAAACUUGCUUGAUUCCUUGUCAGCAAGUGGUGCCCUUAUGAGGAUUAGCGACCCACUCUCCAGCGCUUAUCACACUUGGCAUCGUAUUAAGUACCUGCUUGAGGAUACAGGGUCCUUGCCAUUUGAUCCCAGCCUUUCACUUGUUCCUUUGCAACUGGAUACCAGUUUGAGAAUAGAUGUAUCUUUAAGCAGUCUUAAACCUUGGAAAGAUUGCUUUUGUGCUUGGGUUUCAGAGCCAGCUACUUUGACUCUGAAUGAAUCUGAAUCAUUAUUGAAAUGCACCACCACAAACCCUCAACACUGGAAACAUAUCUACCAAAUAUACCACACCCUCAAGAAUCACCUGUCUGAGAGCUUAACCAAUGGGACAGUUAAUUAGAAACCCAACAGAUGUGUGAAAGUAUUAUGUUGUGACAAAUAAUUUUUCCUGUGAAAGAAUGCUUUAUUUAGUGAUAAUUGGUGUAGUAAGUCAUUGAUUUUAUGUUUACAAAUACUGUAUGCAGUUUGUUUAAUAUUAAUUAAUUCUAAUUUUUAUUUUACUUUUAUAGAGGAAAGCCAAGGUCAUUCUUAGGAAUUGAUAAUUUUGAAAUUCAUAUCUUUGCCUUGGCAAAAAUGAAUGGUGAGUUCUUCCUCCAUGUGGCACGGGGAAUUGUCUUUUAUGUAAAAAUUGUCAAAUAUUUUAUAAACAAUAUAUGCUUCACUGAUGCCUCCAACAUCUCUUGCAGGCAGUUCAUGAGGAAUAUAUUUGUUGUUUGGACUUAUUUAUGGGACUUGAUUUUGGUGUUUGGCAAUAUGAUCUCAUUUUCAAAUGUUUAGAUAUAAGCAUUUUGGGAUUACAUUGUUGUGUAGACAGUAAUUGUAUCCCUGUGAUUGUGUUGUUAUUGUAAUCCAUUUUGUAAUCACAAAUAUGUAGUCAAUUUUAAGUUCCUCUCUUUGUUUGGAAUUAAGUUAAUGUGGGUAUAACUGUGCUGCCUUCUAAUACACACUUGACAAUUGUUUCGCCCAUCUUAUCAAAUGAUUGUAAUCUACUUGGGUUACUUUCUCAUUUGAAUUCCAUUUUUUAUACAGUCAUGAAAUAAUGUCUCUUGACACAUUGUGAAGAGAUUACUUUUUUAUUUUUCAUUCUUGCAAGCCUUUCUGCGCUGUGUUGUUGGGUGGCUUGGAAGCAAGAGCAGAAACAGACUCUCUUUUCACUCUCCUUCAUUCAUUCAAUAACUGCUGUGACAUCCCCAUUAAUCUCUAGACAUUGUAUUCUUGCAUUAAUCGUGAGGUUUGAUGUGUUCUGGAUAUCAGUCUCACUCACUUCAAGUUCAGCCUUCCCUCCCCCUCUUGGUCAUCACCUUUACCUCUGAAUUAUACACUUUUUAUCAGUCUUUCACAUCCCAUUCUCUCAAUAUAUUCACACUACCUUAACAAAAAUCCACUGUGUUCAGCUAUGAUUAUUCUUUCAUAUCCACAUUUCAAUCUUAUUUUUGUAUUUCUUUUCUGCAUCAUCACCUCACACAUGCUCUCAAGUACAUCAUGACAGGGACUUUUGUGAUUUUCAAAGCUUCCUCUUUGGUUUUCAUGUUUUUUGUUUUGUUUUUCUAAGAAUAUUGUUGAAACAGCAAUUAUAAAGAAGUCACAUUUUUUGGCUGAACAUUCAAUGACUCAUUACUGUAUUUAAACUUCCAUGUGUAAGAAAAAAAGGCCCUUGGUAUAAAUGGAGCUAAGAUACACACAUUAGUAUACUGCCACUUCAGGUCAGAGGUACAGUACAUAUAACAUACCGUAGACCACUUCCAUAGUCUUCCCUCUUGUCACAGUAACAUGAUAUUGGUCAGUAAUAAUGAUGUUUGUUUGCAGUUUGUAUGAUAUUUUCUCAGUGUAUUAUUUACUUUUAAUUGGCAGUGAAGUAAAUUAUUUACUCAAUUGGUCAUAAAUGUAAUUUCUUUCUGAUUGUGUUUGUGUUGGGUGAGGCGAGGAUAGGUGUUAAUAACUAGUGUGGAUUUCAUAGAUGAUACAAACUGCCUCUACUAAGUAACUCUUUAUUUUGAAUUUAAGUAAACAAUAAUAUUAUAUUAAUAUAUCAAGUUUGUCCAUUAAUUUUUUUUAUAUAAAUGAACUAUAGCAUGAGUAAUCUAUUAACAUUUUUAAGUAAUAUUGCUAAAAACUUAUGAAUCCCAGAGUAACAAUAGAUUGGUUUUGAAGGUCACCAGAUGUAUUCAUUGUCUUUGAUAUAGAAGGCGAUAAGCUAGUGACAGAAUUACUUGUGUGUUAAUAAGUACAGUGGAUGAAAGGUAAUUGUAAUUGAAAAAACAAUUACUCACAUCUUUUUUUACAAUACUGUACUGUACAAACACCAAACAGCCCUUCCAUACAUUUGCCAAAUAUUCUACUCAAGUGUACAGUACAUGUACAUAUUUUGCAGUAAGUUGUCUGAUAAAAAGAAUUAGUCGUAAUCAUAUUAAGAAAUAUUUUCAAUACAGUAAAUGUUUCGCAUAGAAUAUCUUAAGCUGUAUUAAUACUGCAGUUAGUGAUGGAGGGACAAGUUGGAUUUGAGUGUAAGUGUGUGUACUGCCUUGUGUAGGUGGAUCACUUGCCUCUGUACACUUACUCUCUUAUAGCCGUUGAUGUGCUAGUUCAGCUUCUGCUCGUCGUCAUGGAGUUAGACGAGCAGUUUGAGAUAUCGGCAGUGUUUAUGAACAAGCCAAAGUUCUUAUUGUAUGUGUUGUCUGUAUUCCAAUAAUUGAUUAUUCUUUUAAAGUUGGAUAAUUUAUGUUCUGAAAUGGUGCAUAGUUAUGCUUUGGAUGUUGGUGAAAGAACCCCUAGUGGUACAUAAUUUAUGAGUUGUAGAUAUAGAGGUCAACCAACCAUUAAUUUAUGGCUAUCGUCCCGCUGGAGCUCCCUUUUUUUUUAUGGGUGAAUAUAUAUGAAAUAGAAACAUAAUAUUUAGGCUCAUCUAACAGUGAUACCAUUAAAAUUUCAACAAAUUCAGCUGAUUUUUUUUUUUUAUUAUUAUUAUUAAUACUACGAUUGUUUGUUUACUUUUUCUAAAUAAUCAAAAGAUAGGUUAUCUCUCCAUACGGGCUAGCUGAGCACUAAGACGUCAAUGCAUUCUCAGAAGCUCAUCAGACUGGCUGAUAGGUGUUGCCAGACAAAUCUUUUCUUAGGUUUAAUAAAUAAAAAAUAUAACAAUAAAACUCACUAUGUCAUUUAAGGCGUAGAUUAAUGCAAGGCGAACACACCAAAACCAAGUUUUGAGACAUUAAGGUUUGUGCAUAUUCAAAACAUCAUAGAACCUCCAAAAAUUCAAUAAUUCUGUUCAAUAAUGUCUCAUUAUAAAGGAAAUUUAAUGCAGAAUAUGAUCCUUGUAAUAAAUCAGGUGUGAUGUAUGAUUCUGGUGCACAUUGACAUCAAAUAAUGAAAUUGUGUGAAAUUGACAUCCAUGAAAAUAAUAAAGUUCUGUACACAAAACAAUAAAUUGAUAGUCUAAUGAAGUAAAAAAAAAAAAAUAAAUAAUGGUAACAAUAUCACUUGAUGAUGAUUAUGCUUUGCUAAAGAACUUCGUAGCAGGGGGGAGUAGGGUAGGUAACUGGUAGUCUAUCUGAUCAUCAUCAGAUACAUUUUCCUCCGGGACGCCGAAAAUAGAACGUAGUGGGCUUCUCAUUGGUCGGCACGUUCCUUCCCAACAUGCUGAUUAGCUCAGGGAGUACGGCAGGCUGUGAUUGGUCACCAGGCCACUGGCGAGUUUGACUUUGCUUUACUCUCGCCAGACACUGAAAUUACCACAGGCAGCGCAGAGCUGCUGGAAGUUUUACACCAUAUGAUUCAGUGGGAUUUUGCCAGUAAACCAAAGGCGAACUCUUCAUACCAUCUUGUGUAAUAGUAGAAUGAAACUUUCUGAAAUGUAUGGUACAAAAAUCACAUUUUUGUUCAGGUGGCGAGUUUGCCCUUGCAUUAAUCAACACCUUAUUUGCUUAUAAACUUUUACUGUAUGAAGGCAACAGAAAAUGAGAAUCACCCAAAACUGACUACGGGGGAAGGGAGGUAAAUGAUCUUUUAUGAUUUUUUUUUUUUUUUUUGGGGGGUGUGAUAGAAGAUAUUAUCGUACCGUUUAUACUUGGCAGUGAUGUAGCUAAAGGUUGCCAGAGUUCAGAGGAAAUUUUGUCUUAAGAAAAUACAAUUUUUCAUAAUUUUUGGAUCAUUCACAGUGGGACGAUCCCCUUAAAUCUCCAGUCAAAAGAUUUCUGUGGAAACUAAAAAUACUCUUACUAAAAGCAUACACAGUGAUAUAGUGUCAGGAGUGGUUCUUGUGCAAGUAAGAAUUUCUGUUUUUAUAGUACCUUAGUGAGGUCUACUUAUACUGUGUGUCAUGAUUUGGUUUUGAAUUUUUUCUGCUGGACAUUAAUUCUGCACAGAUUUUUCUUUUUCUUUUUCUUUGUCCCUGUGAAGCAAAAGUGAAAGACUGCUUCACAAGGAUUUCAUUUGGAUAAUAUUUCAAGUGUGGCAUAAUUUUAAUCUACCCAAUGCUUGUUUAGUCUCUCAUCAAAUGCUGUACUGAGCUGUGUGUAGAACAGUGUCUGUACUUGUUUGUAUAAAAUGUGAAUUGAAGUGUAGCUCAUGUUGGGUGUUGAUCACAUACCAGUUAUUGGUACUUGGAGGACAACCAGAGGGCACAAGAAGUCUACUUACCAAAGAGAUUGUUAGAGAGAGGGGUAUUUUAUUUGCACAUAUGCCUGCUGAACACUUGUACCUGGCUACUUAACUGUUGUGUCAUGAAAUGACUUGUGUAAAUUUGACAAGUGACAGGCACUUUGUUUUCUUAAAAUAUUUACACAUCUUGUUAGGUUUAUAUUUUACAUGUUUAUAGAAUCACAUUGGGAAUUUAGCUAUUCUUACAAAGAUCCCUUAUACAGUAGUUGAUAUUACCAGUGUGUAGCUUAUAUUACGCACACCCCCCCUUAUAUUCUUUUGAUUCUUAACAUGGCAAUAGCACAGCUUUGGUCUCCUGUGAGUGAUACAAAUUGUUGUGCAGAAUGCAUAUCAUCCUGCUUGAUAUAAUUCACCCUCAUAGUUUUAGUUAGCCUUGAUACUCAAUGUGGCUGCGUGGGGUUGCUGAUUUUUCUUCCAACUUAUGAUGGCUUAUUAAGGAUGCCUUUUAGUGCUAUUGGGUAGAAAUACAGCAACAUCUGCAACUAGCAUCUAUCACAAAUUAUGUACAAUGGCUCAGCUAGCAUUGAAUACUGUAUUUGGUGCUUUAGUUCCCAUUAGUUGAUGAAGUAGUGCAAACUUCAUGUGAACUUUUUGUAAAUUAAAUUUCAUCAUUAUUAUUUUUUAUUCAUUUAACAAUUGGCCUUUGAUGCUAUAUACUAGUUGCAGCUGUAUACCAAUACUCAAAUGCCAUUGAGGUGGAUAUUCUGUACUUGUGUGUGUGUGUGCAUAAGUAUGUGUGAGUGUGUGUCUGUUCAGCUACUACCAGCUGAAAGAAGUGUAUUAUAUAUAUAAGAUUAUGAUUGGUUUGUUAUUGUUAUUGGCAUAUGAUGGUGCUAAUUGGCCUCAUAUUUGAUCAAUAAAAUACAGUAUGUACAUGGGCUCUGAACUGGAGAUUAUGUCAGUGUUGAAGGAAGUUUGUUUUAUAUAGUGUGUGGUUUUAUUCAAUUGUCUGCAGUUUCUAGUCCAUUUCCAUGAAUUCUGAUUACCUUACAAGAGGACUGAGCAAAUUGGUUUAUGAUCAGUGACCAUUUAUCCCCUCCAUAUACUGUACAGUACUGUGUUCAUUAUGUUACGUAUGGUCUCCAAAGGAAAUACUGUUGAGGCAGAUUAUAUUUUGCUACAGGAAUUUGAGAUUAAUUAUGAAGAUCUUAUAAAUGAAAGUAAUAACAUAGUCUUUCAGGUAUAUAUAAAUGCAGGUCUUGUACCAUGUGUAAGGGAUCUCCCUCCAGCAUAAUAUAUUCAAAUGGUGUACAUAGUAACUUAAGAUGUAUAUUUCUCUGCAGCCCUCCUUCCUCCUCCUCUCUUGUUGGAUUAUUAUUAUUAUUAUUACAAGCUCUUCCAACAAACAACCUCCACUCCCAUGUAUGGUACUUGUUAAAAUGUAUCUAUAUUUUUUGUUCAGUCACAUUUUAAAAACAGUACAGUAUUUUGUUACUCCUCUCACAUGUGCUACAUACUAAAAUAUUCAUAAUUUUAAUAUAAUUAAACAUCUCUUUCAGGAGGAAGUAACAGAUUUGGUAUUCAGUGUACAGAUUGAGAAUUAUAUGAAUUAUCAGAGGAUGGUAUUUUUGAUAAAAUAUGUAUCUAUUACUGUCACAAGAUGGCAAGAUCAGUCACUGCCGUCCAUAUCUCCUCAUGCCAGUUGUUUUGGGAAAAUCUUGUUGAAGGCAUUUUCUUUCUGUAUGUUGCCCAUCCUGUCUGAAAGCAAUGGUAGCAUAAAUUGAUUCAAUAUUAAGGGAUGUGAAGAAAAUAUUUAAUUUUCCUCUUUCACCCCACUGAUAAUUUUGCUGCAUCUAGAAAUGUUCUUGUAACUGAUAUAUUGUAUUGUAAAUACCAUAUUAAAUUGUGAUUUCCUAUAUCCAUAGUAAAUCAGUCUGCAUUUAUUCUUCAUACCCUUCCAGGUCUGGCUCCUAAAUGUUCAGAUAAUGCUCUACUUUAAUUACAUUGCCUUUAGCAAUUUUUCUUUUCCUCUAGAGGUUUUUCAUGUGAUUUCAUCAUUCACUCCACCAUGGUGCCAGUCAGUCAGUUGCUUCUUUACCACUGAAGUCAAAGACACUUCAGUUGCCACAUAACCAUGUCGGCUUGUGUUGCCCCAACCUCUUGUAAAUAUGAAGACCUUUUGUGCCUUUGGGUGUCUCAUUUUAGGGAAUGUAGAAACAACUGCAUCAUAAUAAGUGUGUGGGAAUGGACAGUUAACAGCCAGGUAUACACACGUGUGUAGCCAACAUUCUAUAUACAGUAUGUAUAUUGGAAAUUUCUGGUUAUUAUUAAUAUUUGAAAUUUUGAAUGACCAAGAAAUAGUAGUGCACUUAUUUAUGAAAUAAUUAUUGUAUAAAUGUCAUGAAAUUGGAUGUCAUGAUAGUUUAUCUUCCUGUCACCUUUCCAGAGUUUUGAAGAAAGAUUGCAGGAGACUAUAAAGAUCAUGUACACAGUGACAUUUAGAUUUAAUACACCCAUGUGACACUUAAGGAUUCAUUAAACUGUUCCAUUACUUGAGAUAUGAUAUUGUUAUUAUAGGAAGAAAUUAGCAUUCUCAUAUCUGAUUUGUACAUGAAAUCAUAAGAGUUGCUGACCUACCAUGUAGUGUUAUAGUGAUGCUGUUAUCUUGAUCACAUCAAUGGUAAAACCCUUAUAAAGACCUUCAUUAAUAGAUGAGCCAGGUAGAGUAUUAUAUACAGUAGUUAUUUAAUUCUUAUAAGAAAAGGCUCUUAUUAACUGGAAUGUAAUCGUAUGACUUUUUCAUCAAUCAAUGUAAGUUUGAUUGUCUUUUCCAUUGUUGUCAGGUUUGGUUUAGGAAAUACAUGAACAUUUCCUGUCAGCAUAUUAUAUUUAUUCAUAUUAUAUUUUGUCAUAUUAUUUGUUGUUGGGUUGUAACUGCAACACACUGAUACAUGCCACUUUAUCAUAGUUUGACUGCCACCUUAAAGGCAUUUAUUUUUUACAAAAUGUGUUCCUUGUGUAAUGUACUGUACAUCAUCUGUUGUUCUCUCACUGCAUAAUUAUUUCAUUAUCAUAAAAAAAAUUUCAAGCAUGCUCAUUUAAAAAACCUGUAAUUACCUUAUACUGUAUGGUGUUGAUAUAAACCACUGUCACAGGCUUAACACCCAGUGAUGUGUCUUGAUGGUCACUUACCUGGUUCUUCGCUUGAUUUGCUAUAUGGAUUAUUCCACCUGUCCUUACCCAUCUUUUCUUAAUGUAUAACUACACACCUUGAAGAUUUAUUUCUAUUUAACUUAUGGCAACUCAUUAGAAUUUCAGAUUGUCCAUAUAAAAUUCUAAUGAGUUGCUGUAAGUCAAACAGAAAUGAAUCUUCGAGGUGUGUAGUUUGAAUUAGGUAUUACUUUCUUGUACAGUGCAGCAUCAUCCAUUGUGUUAGUGAAUUUGUUUGUUUCCAUGCAUUAAUUUCAGUUUUCAUUAACAGAUUCUUCAUCAAAUCUAUUGUGAAUGUUAUUCAAAUGAAUAUAGAGAUCAGGUUCACUUUUGAAUACUGUUCUUUACCUUUUAUGGUUCCACAGUCUUGCCCCAUAAAUUUUUACAACCCCUCCUCCAACAUAUUAUAACCACUUACAGUACAAUUUUCUUUUACAUAAUUUAUGCCAGAGGAACAUCAGUAAAGCAGUGUGAUUCUCACUAACAACACCGCAGGUUUUCUUCGAGUGCUGCAGCUUCCUCCUGUACUAACACUGGACAACAAAGGUCAUCACAAAGUAACAAAGAACAGACCAACUACACAAAUGGCUACUCAUAGUAAGUAGGCUGAUGAGUGGUGAAACGGGUGAAAUUAUAAAUUAAAAUACACUGUAGGUACAUUGUAAAUAAUUUGUUUUCUAUGGAACUGAAAUAUCUGAAAACACCACCUCUAAUUAGUUUAAAUAUUGUCCAUGGUAGAUGUGGAAGUACAGUACACAUGUGUAAGAGUAUUUACAGUGUUUAGAUGUACAAUAUAUUAAGGUACCGGUAUGUUAUGUUGACCCAUAACGGUGAGUUGUACUGGGAUUUAACAUUUUAUAUUUUCUAUGGUCUUCAUAUUCAUAUCCUUUUUAAUCUUCCCCUCAUCAUUAAACAUCAGCUGUGUUUUUUGGCAACACACUUCUUUGUAUUUCCGAUAUUGGGGCUUUGUUCAUUUACAUUUCAUGUAAAUACAGUAAACAGCUGCUGUACAGUCAACAACAAAAAUUUCUGUACCUUUACGGUGUUAUACAAUAUGACACACUGGACCAAGAAUUCUGAACAACACUCUUGAGCUAUGUAUUCCUGUUAAUUUCUCUGUACAGUACUUUAUUCGUACGUGAUAUACAGAAUACUGUACAUCGUAUUAGUUACACAAUGCAUCACACAAUCACAAUUACUUAUACCAACCUUACCAAAUCAUGACCUCAGUCAGUGAUUAUUGUGAAGGCCAUCAGACCCAGAGAUGUAGAAUAUUUUUUGUUGAUUGUACAUAGAGCAAAAAUUGCCACUUUGUAGUUUGACGCAAUUUGUUGUUUCAUCAAAAUAAUUAAAUUAUGUCUUGUAAUCAUGCACAACUUAAGCUGAAUUUACAGAAUGACUCAGAUAAUUACAACUAAACUAUUUCCUCUAGUGCAUUUAGAGUUUGGGGUUGGUGAGUAAGUCUUCCUGUAGGUCUGAGACAGCUUGGCUUCUUUAAUUCUGUGUAAAUACUUUUUUUGUAGUAAAGGUAAUAGUAUUGAUGGAGGUGGCUUGUAUCUUUUAAUUGGAAAUUACUAUAUAAAUAUUUAUUAUUUCUAAUCAUCUGAAUCCAUAUAAAUCACCUGUUGUAAUGUGGGUACACUGUAGCUUUUACCAGUUUUGAAGUACAGUACAGGGUAUUGUACAGUAUUAUACAAAUUAUACUUUAUUACAAAUAAUUAUAUAUACAGUACAGUAUACUGUAUAUAUAUGAACGAAUAUAAAUGCUUGUUGCAGUGGUGGCAGUUGUGAAAUUCAUGAGAAUUUCAAACUCCCGGCUUUCUUUCUUUUAUAUCAGUCAAAAUUUCUCUUUACCUGUAUUCUCGAUUUUUUUUUCCUAAUGUCACGUGACUUAUUUCAGCCAUUACCUAUGGUGUAAAUGUCAUUCAUACUAUACUGUACUCUGAUAUUGAUUCCAUUAACUACAGAAAACGGCCGAGUGGUUAUAUACGGUACGAGUCACUGCAUAAGACUGUCAGUAGCAGAGAAGGGAAGAGAAGAUAGUUAUGUAUCUUAUAUCGUUUUUUGAUCUACCAUGACUUAAAGGUUUUCCUCAUAUUAACACUUUAUAUCUUAUGAUUUUCUUGCUCUUCCAUCAGAUAUACAAAUACUGUAUACUGUACAUCUUUUUCUUCUUAUAUUUUAUUUUAUUUUAGUUCCUGCUCUGGUGUAUUAUUAUUACAUUCCCCGGCGGCAGCCAUUUUGUAGAGCCAAAGGGGAUCCAAACGUUGCCUGUGGUGUGGUAACGUCACUCACAUAAAGGUUGUAUUUUACUGACUAAAGUAUACUUCUAGCAUGUUUAAUGCACUAUACUAUAGUGUAAACUGGCAGUUGUGGUCAAGUAAUUGCUACUUGCAGUAGCUGCUUUGGUGUGUUGAUUGGUUUUAUAAUAAACCUGAGAGCAUAAGAAAUAAAAUGGUUUAAUAUUUA
Molecule: messenger RNA, 11902 nt
Organism: Homarus americanus (American lobster)
Lineage: Eukaryota; Metazoa; Arthropoda; Malacostraca; Decapoda; Nephropidae
Product: myotubularin-related protein 10-B-like
Exons: 11
Coding region: 24-1967 (647 amino acids)
Source: RefSeq, a predicted model, not a curated record